Brassica oleracea var. oleracea is the source of this 6064-nucleotide messenger RNA. Its product is annotated as disease resistance protein TAO1-like. Gene Ontology annotation, biological process: defense response; signal transduction. Lineage: Eukaryota; Viridiplantae; Streptophyta; Magnoliopsida; Brassicales; Brassicaceae. Gene Ontology annotation, molecular function: ATP hydrolysis activity. The record is from RefSeq and is a predicted model, not a curated record.
GGAUAAACAUGCUCUAAGACACGUCUAUCUGAGGCACGUGUCAAAACAUUAUUGGGUAGAAGAUAGAUCUGAGUUUCACCUGUUCUUUCUCUUCCUUCUCUUCUGUCGCUUGUGCGAUGUAGAUUCUCGUCGAAGAAGAAGCUUUGAUCGAUCUGUUUCGAUCAAAGUCACAUUAAAACGUCUUGAAAGACUACGCAGGCGUCUCUUCUUUCCUCUUCCUGUUCGCGGGAAUCAUGCCUGGUCUGACUUUGGGGCUCAUGUCUCUCGAGAUUCUCCAACGCAGUGGCACUCCCAACAAGAAGAAACAAGCCAGUAAUCAUCUCUCCUUCAUUGUUCCUAUUUUUGUUUUUUUUAUUUGAUCUGAUGAUGGUGAUUUUUCUUUAGCUGCGAUAUUCCCGGUUGUUCAGAAACAGCAUCAGCUUUUAGUGACACUGCUUAUGUGCAAUGCUGUUGCAAUGGAGAUGAGAGGAUCAUUUGGUUCUUGAUCAAGUUUAUUGUUUCUUUGGAGUUUGCUCUUGAUCAAGUAUAUUUCUUCUGCCUCUCUAUGAUUGAAACUCUGUUUUCUUCAAGUGCAGAGUACUUAACCAAAGAUGCUUCAAGCCCUAUAGAUUACAUAAACAAAGAUGCUUUCUUGGUUUUUUGAUUAGGAAAAUGUCAAGUAUCUUCCUGGGAUUAAGCUAGGAAGAAACAGUCUUUUACUACUCUACAGGCCAUGGCUAAGAGAGCAAAAGCAGAGUUGAAAGGAGGGACUUUGAAGACAGUGAGUGAUAAAGGCAAGGAAGCAACUCUGAGUCUCACAGGUUCAGAGAAAGCGAAGCCCUUAAAGAAGACUGAAUUGGUCAAGAAACCAUUGCCUAAGAUGAAAAAGACUCCAGGAAAAUCAGUGGUUGAAGUAAAAGAACGUAAAGGACCCUGUUCAAGGGGCUCGCAGGAGAUAAAGGAUCAUGGCCAUGUAAAGUUUCUACUCCCCGGUUUUCCUGGAAGCUCACCUAAGACAAAGCAGUCAUUCCCUGUGCAUCUCUUUUCUUGGGGUCUGUCAAAAUUAAAAUUUAUCUUCCCAGCAAACCAGUGGAAUCUCUGAAAAUGCUCACUGUUCAAAACCGAGGAUAAGCCUAUCCAAAACCUUGAACCAGAACAUUUGGUUACUAUUCAACGCGAAAUAAGAAAAAGGGAAGGAGCAAUUCAUAAUAAAUGGGGAAGUUGAAGGAUUACCUAAAUUUAUUAAAUGUCGACAUCUUUGAAUCUUCCAUGAACCUUCCUCCCCACUCGUCUCUCCUUAUCUAUUCGGACUCUUUUACGUGGUCAUGUGUCAUCGUUGAAUCUUCUCUCAACUCGUCUCUUGUUAUCUAUUUACUCGUCUUUGGAUUCUUUUGUGUGGUUUUGCGUCAUUGUUGUUAUUUCUCUCUUUUUUCGAAAUCAUUAUUGUGAUCCUGUUCUUCAGUUUCUUGAGUGCCCUCUCAAUUCAUGGAUUCUUCUUCUUCUUCUCUCACUUGGACGCAUGAUGUCUUCCCGAGCUUCUGUGGAGGAGACGUGCGCAAAGGCUUUCUUAGUCACCUUAAAAAAGAGCUCGGAAAUAAGGGAAUCAAAACUUUCAAUGAUGACGGGAUUGAUCGAGGCAAACAUAUCGGCCCCGAGCUCGUAAAAGCGAUCAGAGAAUCAAGGAUUGCCAUUGUCUUGCUCUCCCCUAACUACGCUUCUUCAAGCUGGUGUUUGGAUGAGUUGGUGGAGAUCAUGAAGGACAGGGUAAAGGAGCCAUAUGAGUUGGAGGAAAGCAUGGAGGGCAGGGUAAAGGAGCCAGAUGAGUUGGAGGAAAUCAUGGAGGGCAGCGAAAGGAAUCAACUAAAAGUGAUAACCAUUUUCUAUGGAGUGAAUCCAACUGAUGUUAGGAAGCAGACCGGAGAUUUCGGAAAGGCCUUUAACAUAACCUGUGUGGGAAAAGAAGAAAAGAAGGUGAAGGCAUGGAGACAAGCUUUGGUGGAUGUAGCCAAUAUAGCUGGUUAUGACUCUAGCAGAUGGCACAGUGAAGCUGAUUUGAUCAACAAAAUUGCCGUAUAUCUUAUGAAAGUGUUGGGGCUUACACCAUCAAAAGAUUUUGAUCACUUUGUUGGCAUGGAAGCUCGUAUCACGGAGAUAAAGUGCUUGUUGAGCCAACAAUCUGAUGCUAAAGUUAAGUUCAUAGGGAUCGUGGGUCCUGCUGGGAUUGGUAAGACGAGCACUGCCAAAGCUUUGUACGACCGGUUAUCUCCUGAUUUUGCGUUCAGCACGUUUAUUGAGGAUAUCAGAGGAAGUAAAGAGAUGCCUGUUCUCGGUGGCUCCCAUCAUCAAUUUCAGUUGGAUUGGCAGAAAGAGUUACUGUCUCGGCUUUUCGACCAAACGGAUAGUAAGGUUGGUCAUUUGGGAGUGGCUGAGCAAAGGCUGAGAGGCAAAAAAGUGUUGAUUGUUCUUGAUGAAAUGGAUUGCUUGUUCAAACUAGAGGCAAUGGCAAAAAAGGCUGAUUGGUUUGGACCCGGAAGUGUUAUUAUCAUUACAACCGAAGAUAGAAAACUUCUCAAGGCACAACGCAUCGAAUGUAUUUACAAUAUGAGACUUCCAAAUCAAGUUGAGGCAAUGCAGAUCUUAUGCCAAUAUGCUUUUGUUCACAAGUCUCUAGAUUAUGGUCCUGCGACGAUAAUUGCCAGAGCUUUGCACAACCAAUACUCUCUUGAUAUCAGAGGAUUUGAGAUCUUCUGCCAAUAUGCUUUCGAUCAAAAGUCUCUAGAUUAUGGUCCUGAGAUGAGAACUGUCAAACCUUUGCGAAACCAAUUCUAUCUUGAUAUCAGAAAAAGUAUUGAGAUGUCCUCUCUCCCUGGCUCCGAUUAUCAGUUGGAUUAUCUGUAUGAUUUUUAUAAGCUGGCUCAGGAAGUUACUAAACUUGCUGGUCGUCUUCCUCUGGCCCUGAGAGUCUUGGGAUCGUCUCUACGAGGAAUGUCCAGGGACGAGUGGAGAAAUGCAGUACCAAGGCUCAAGUCGGAAGGAAUUGAAUCAAUUCUAAUGUUUGGCUACAACGGCUUACCUUGUGAUAGAGACCGAACUCUUUUUCUGUAUAUUGCAUGUUUCUGUGUUGGUUUCAAAGUUGAUCGCCUUAAAAGUCUUCUUGAAGAUUGUGAUUUGGAUGUCGGCCAUGGGCUUCAUAACUUGGAGCAGAAAAGUCUCAUAUACACAGAAUCCGGAUACGAUCCAUACAGAUACGUAAAGAUGCACAAAUUACUGCAACAAAUGGGUAGAGAAAUUGUCAAAAAAGAGUCUUUGAAGGAGCCUGGAAAGCGACAGUUCUUGAUGGAUGCAAAGGAUAUUUCUGAAUUACUUGAAGAUGAAGAUGCUGGUACUGGAGAAAUUCUAGGCAUAAUGUUAGACAGAUGGGGAAGGGAGGAUAUCCAAAUAAGUAAAAGUGCCUUCAAAGGGAUGAAGAAUCUCCAGCUCCUAGUAAUCGACUCUAAGACCGUGCGCAUACCUGAAGGCCUCAGCUGUCUUCCCGACAAACUCAGACUUCUAGAGUGGCCCAGAUGUCCAUUGACAUUUUUGCCUUCCAAGUUCUCUGGCAAGUUUCUUGUUGAACUUAUCAUGACAGACAGCAAACUUGAGAAGCUUUGGGAUGGAAUUAAGCCUCUCCAGCGACUCAAGCGGUUGGUUUUGAGUAACUGUAAGUAUCUGAAAGAGAUUCCAGAUCUCACAAAUGCAACGAGUCUCGAGGAACUAGUUCUCUCCGAGUGCAUACGUUUGUUAGAGCUCACAAGCACUAUUGGCAAUGCCACUAAGCUAAAAAGGUGCAUACUUAGCCGUUGCUUUCUUUUGAAGGAUCUCCCCUCUUCUAUGAGUAGGUUAAUCAAUCUCGAGAAACUGGACCUCACUCAGUGCACGGGUUGGAAAGAUGGUUGGUCAAGUCUGCAAAAACUCCGUGGUUGCUCGAGUUUGAAAGAAGUCGAUCUGAGCUGGAGUGCGAUAUGGGAAGUGCCAUCAUCAAUCAGAUCUAAUUGGCCUUGUCUUAAGAAAUUGGAUAUGUCUGGGUGUAGAAACCUCAAGGAGUUCCCAAAUGUUCCUGACAGCAUUGAAGAGUUGGUAUUGUGCAAGACAAGGAUAAAGGAAAUUCCUCCAUCGAUUGAGAAUCUGUCUCGUCUGCGUAAACUAAUUAUGUUUGGAUGCAAGAAUCUGGAAAAGAUAUCUCCCAAUAUUUCUAAGUUGGAGAAUCUUGAGUUUCUUGGUCUGCGAAAAAGUGGCCAAAGUGAGCAUGAUAAGGUGGAUCUUAUUGAUGUAUUUGAAGCAGUAAUCAAGUGGGAGGGCCCUGACUCGAAGCGCAGUUGGAGAUUACUAUCAGACUUCGAAGUUCACUACCUUUUACCGAGAUGUCUACCCACGAAGAAGGCGCUAUCAUUAUGGUUACGGAGUUAUGAUAUCUACACUAUUUCAGAUUGCAUCACAUGUCUCUCAGGGCUCAUCAAGCUUGACGUCACAGAAUGCCCUUAUCUCGAAGCACUUCCACCGCUUCCAGACUCACUUCUAUAUAUAGAUGCAGAAGACUGUUUAUACUUGAAGAGAAUAGACUCUUCUUUUCAUAAUCCAAAUAUUUGCCUAAACUUUGCUGGCUGUUAUGGCCUGAGUCGAAACGCGAGAAGGCCCAUCCACACAUCAGACUGCAAAUAUGUGUUAUUACCGGGUGAAGAAGUGCCUGCACUCUUCCCUCACCAAGCUGACUCAGGUUCCCUGACAAUCAAUCUGACUCCAAGACCUCUUCCUUCAUCCUUGAGAUUCAAAGCUUGCAUCUUGCUGUCAACAUGCAAUACUUCCAUGUCUGUGGUUCUAAUGAUGGGUGGUGUGACUUGUCGUGUCAUAGGUAAACAGAAUGAUCUCACUAUGCAAUAUGGAUCAAAUCAGCACCAUAUGCCGUGUAAACGUUUAGUCUAUGAAGACCAUCUGUAUAUAUUUGAAGAUUCUUUAUGUCUAAACCAGGAUUUCCCUGAUGAAGCCGGAGAAGCCACCUUGAGCGAGCUUCUGUUUGAGUUCCUGUUCCAUGGUAACAUCUGGAAGGUGAAAGGCUGCGGUGUACGACUUUUGUUCCCUGAUUCUAUUAUUGACAGCCAAUGAUAUGGGAACAAAGUUGAAAGUGAUGAAUCUACGCUCGUACCUGGUGUAGAAGUGCCUGCACACUUCACUUACCGAGCUACUUCAGGUUUCCUAAAGAUCAAUCAGACUCCAGGACCUCUUCCUCCAUCCCUUAGAUUCAAAGCUUGCAUAUUGCUCUCAAGAGUCAAUAUUAAUCUCGUGGAUGAUGAAGACAUUGUCUCUUGGAGCCUUAAUUAUUUAUUUGAUGACGUUGAUGACCAUGGAGAGGAGAAGCAGUUAUCGAUGUGUGUGUCUUGUAGGUUUAGGGGCAAACAGAAGGGCCUCACUGUCCAAUAUGGAUCAAAUCAGCGCGACAUGCCUUAUAUAUGUGGAUGGGAGGAACGUCUGUAUACAUUUGAAGAUUCUUCUUGUCUAGACCAGGAUUGCCCUGAAGCUGAAGAAGCCACUUUCAGUGAGCUUGUGUUUCACUUCAAAGUGUUUUAUAAGAAAUGGAAAGUGAAAGAUUGUGGUGUACAGCUUUUGGAGGACGAAGAAGAAUCUGGACGUGAUGAGGAUGAGGAUGAUAAAGCUGGCGAUGGUGAUAAUGAUGGGGUUGAGGAGAUAUAAAGGAUGAUGUAGAUAAAACUCAAGAAGGGGACAAAUCUAGACGUGAUGAUGAUGCAGAGACAAGGAGCAAGAAACGAAUGAGGUUCAGCCUUCUGUAGAGAUAUAAGGGAACUGUCAUGUUGUUAUAUAUUUUGUGAUUCUGUGCAGAUUAAUUUUCCAAGAAGAGAAGUCAAUCUAAACACACUAGGGACACUUGAACAGUAAUAGCAAAGUUGCAUUUGUAAGAACAACUCCUGUCUCAAGUUAUAGUUCAUAAGCAUAUGAAGAUGCAUGAUUGUAGGUUUGGUAAAGGAGAGAUUUCUGGAUCUGAAAGUUCCUGUUGUUCCUGAUUAUGUUGAUAAAAUAAAACAACUUGGUGUCA